AAUGAGACCUAUUCCUUGGUAUGUUAGAUUAGGCAUUGAUGUCAGUAUUUUCACAAUUCCCAUAUUAAUGUUAGCAAGUAAUAUACUUUAAUGAAUUUUUUAGGUUAUCCAAGAUUGGGCACACAUUUCCUUAACAAUAGAAGAAGAAAAUACAGAAGAAGAAGUAAAUAAAAGUUUUGAAUUUACUAUAGAUUUUGAUGAAAUCUAAUACAGAAAUGAUAGUACAUUAUCAAGUGAAGAAGUGAUAAGUUUUAGAUAGAGACUUGGAUUUCAAGACCUUAUUUGAUU
Messenger RNA from Paramecium pentaurelia, 288 nucleotides. Lineage: Eukaryota; Ciliophora; Oligohymenophorea; Peniculida; Parameciidae. The record is from the annotation of a GenBank genome assembly.